CUAUAACUAGGUAAUGUCUCGCAAGCUGCACGCGUGGGCGCGCGUCCUGCUGGCUAUAGCACAGAUCAACCUGCGGGGUUACUCCGAAAAACGUUAUCAGAAGUUUCGAAUGUUGCCCUCCCUCUCACGCAAAGCGAGAUGCCAGCGCGAGCGACGGUAACAGAUAGACCCGAAACUACGUAAACGGUGUUUCAGAGUAGACCUCCUGUUUGUCUGGGUGGCUGGGUGAGUACUAGGUAAUGUCUCGCAAGCUGCACGCGUGGGCGCGCGUCCGGCCGGCCAUCGCGCAGAUCAACCUGGCCUCGUGCUGCGUCGUGCCGCCCUCGCUGCACGCCUUCUGCCGCGCCAACGACGUGCAGCUGCUGACGCACGCCGACCCGCCAGAUCUACUCUCCAUAGCAGCUGUCAAAACUCUCUCAGACGCGGGAGUAGGUUGCCACAACUUGGAUUGGUGCGCUCGGUACCAGGUUCACAUCAAGUGCAGGGGCGUGUUGGCGCUCAAAGGAUACGUGUGUAAGGGCACGCUCGGCAGCCAUAAGUAGGGGAGACCGGGGUGGAAAGGACCAGUUGAUAAAGGGAUCUUGGUUUUGGAAAUGUUUUGUUAUCUAUGGUUACGGGUAAUGGUGCGCGAUAAUAGUGUAAUGCCCGUUUUCACCAUCAAUCCCUAAUUUUUAAGUGACCCCUUUGGUAACAAAUAACAGGAAUUUUGUUUUCAUAGGGGUCACUCAAAAAUUAGGGAAUAAUGGUGAAAACGGGCAUAAUUGUAUGGUAUUUAAGUCACUGAUAAAUACAUAGAAUGUAGCAUUUAAACCUUUGAUAAAAUAUGCACGAUUUCUAAUAACUUGAAAAAAUAUAAUUGCCUAAGAUGGAAGUCGAACCCACGACAAUAGUUUUCAAGUUUUUAGAAAGUUACAGAUGAAACUUAAUAAUAAAAAAGUUACUUGAUGAAAUAAUUGUCAAAAGCGAGAUUCCUUUAUCAAUGUGGACGAAACGCUUCUUUUAAAAUCUUAAUUAAUUUUAAAGAUCGAUAAGCGUCUUCUAUACAGUAGUUCAGUUGCGAGCAGUAUUUCUUUAUUUAUUUCAUUCCAUUAAUUAUUGUCAUUCCUAACGAACUACUAGGGACAAUCGUGUAUUGUCAGUACGCAGUUAAAAUAUGCUCUGAUAAUAAUAAAAAUAAAGUUCAGAUUCGCUUGGACUAAUUCUCAUAGAAAUAUCUAAAUAAACAUUUAGAAGCAUUUUAAAAAGUAUAUAAAUAAUGCAUUUACCGAAGAUGUUCUCUAUGUAUUUCCUAAUAAGUGCUCGCAACUGAAAGUAAAAAAUGCGUAUAACUGCCCCAGUUGUGUCUAUGGUUCUGAAAUGUACUUACGAAUGUAGACCCUUUUGUUGAUGAUAUAAAGAUCAAAAUUGUAUGCAGAUUGUGAAAUAGUAAUUCCAUUGUGAUAUUAGCCUAUGAAGAACAUUAUGCAGGCUUAGAAAUAAGUGCACAAAGCAGUGUGAUAAAACAUGGCUCUCUUGACAGCUGUCAAAAAUAUGUAAACACAUUUCCUGUUAUGGCAAUGCGAUAAAAAGGCGUACUUUAAUAAACUGAACUGAUGUUAAUGACCACACUUGAUUCAGUUUCAAGCACUUAAUUGAGUUGAGCGUUUUGUAUAGGUCGUCCAACGAAAGUUGAGACAAACGCGUACUCACACUGAAGUAUUUGAAUACAGAACACAACACAUUGCAAAUACCAGUUUAAAUAUCGAAUACAAGCUACUUCGUUCUUGUUGAGGCCUUGUCCAGGUGGGCGAAUUCGCCGCGAAUCCUACGCGCGAACACGGGCGUAUUGUAUGACGAGAUUUACGCGCGAAUUUUCAACUCGCGCGUCUUGUGGACGCAAUGUAUUGGCUCCUAGUAUCUCGCCAAUGCGCGUAUGGAUUCUUCGCGCGUAGAAUUCGCCCUCUUGGACAGGCCUUAACUCUGCAGGCGAAAGCAUUUGUUAGUCCAACUUCGCAAGAUGUCAGCGCAGACAGCGUAUACAAAUCUUUGCUUGUGUUGAUGGCCCCAAGUCUCAACUCUCGUUGAGCGACCUAUAUGGACCAUAAUGAUUUUGACAGAUGUCAUUGGAGCACGGUUUAUAACGAUAAAGUUAAAAUUAUAGUGUGCGAUCUAUGAGUGCUUACGAAAUAUUUGUGAUACAUGUAGUGGUUAAUCAAUAGUGUAUACAGCCUGAUUCUUACGCGCGAGAAAGAGACGACGUUAUGUUAUGAUUCUUGUCACACGAAUGUGUGUGACGUCACGCGCAGAUUCACUUACAAAAAAUACCCUCAAAUAAUUUUAACUUUAAUGGAACCCAAAUAUUCGAAAAGUGUAAUCUCAAAGUGAAACUGUUAAAGUCAAAAUUUCUUUAUUUGUUUAUUUAGACUUUUAUUAAAUAGUGCUUACAAAAACAAUUGAAUAAGCCAAACAGCAUCUUAAGUGUUUGUAUUAGAUGCUAUUUUUCAACAGAUAUGUAAAGUUUGACGUGCUGUCGACUACAUUUUAAAAUUAUGUAUACGAAUUUAAUUUUGAAUGAUUUUUUAUUUUUAUCAUUUACUGAUGUUUUGAUACUUAUACGCCCGUUUUCACAAACAUUACUAUGAGUUCUCACAGUGCGCGUGGACGCGCGGGGUCACAUACGAACCAAUCACAGAGCUCUAUUCAACGCUGUGCGUUCAAUUUGCUGCUUCACUUAAGCAAGCAUCGUUUGUGAACACGGGCGUUAUUUAAAGGUAUAGGUAUAGGGUUACUAACAUUGUUAUUAUGAAAUGCACUAAAUGUUACGGGAGCAAGAUGCACGGUUAUGUUCAAUAGUAUUUAACGUAUAAAACUAUAUGUAUGAAAACAGUAUUUUAUAAAUAACAUUCCUGACUUUUCUUCUUGUAAAAGUCAAAUACUACAAUGCAGAAAUGUAAAACAAUGUUAAUAAAUGAAACAAGUGUUUAAACGAAUUUGUGAAAUGAAUGAAAUAUUUAACCAAGUAUGGGGGGCAAUUCUCGUGAGUAAUAUAGUUUUUUUUUUCAAGUAGAGGGAAGUCAAAACCACGUAAACUUAAAUGGCGUCAGAUUUGACUGGAUCACAUCAGUUUCCCGAAGCAGUGGUGGAAUAUUGGGACAUAUGCACUUAAAAUCCAACUUGCUAUGAAUAAAUGAAUUUGACUGUGUUUUUUUAAAGGUGAGCAGCGAUCGAAAUCGGAUUUUUACAAAAAACGGUUUUAUCUAUUCAGAGAUGCUCUGUAUUGCAUGAGAAUCUACCCCCUAUUUGAGACGGUUUAAUUAGUUUGGGAAUAAAUGAAUAACAAGGCUUGUUAUAAAGAUGUCAAACACUCUCUUUGCGAAGUUUUUUUUUAAAUAUACCUAAGUUAAUUAAUUAAUGGUUUAAUUUAUAUGUUACUUUGAAUUUUGAUAUCUCCACAAUACUUUUAUUGUUACAUAUUGAAUUAAAAAUUAUGUUGCAACUCACAUAAUAUUUUAUCAAAUUAUUUAUGUAAAAAAAACGUAAAAGCUUAUGUAAAAUUAUUAUAAAAAAUGAAAAAGUACUUAGUUAUAACAUUAUUACUUAAAUAUGCAAAAAUGUUACUUAUUUAUAAUGUAAGUUGAUACUGAAAUUGUGUUGAAAUUAAAGUAUUUAUUGUACAGGUA
Messenger RNA from Ostrinia nubilalis (European corn borer), 3659 nucleotides. RefSeq names its product glutamate--cysteine ligase regulatory subunit-like. Gene Ontology annotation, cellular component: glutamate-cysteine ligase complex. The transcript is spliced from 2 exons. The coding region runs from base 240 to 542 and encodes 100 amino acids. Gene Ontology annotation, molecular function: enzyme regulator activity; glutamate-cysteine ligase catalytic subunit binding. The record is from RefSeq and is a predicted model, not a curated record. Lineage: Eukaryota; Metazoa; Arthropoda; Insecta; Lepidoptera; Crambidae. Gene Ontology annotation, biological process: glutathione biosynthetic process.